AUGAAUUACCGUUAUCAUAAUGAUACGAUUGAAACAUCAUCUGAACUUGGUUUACAAACUCGAAUCUUAAAAGUGAAAUAUCGGAUUUUUCAUAAAACAGCAUUAUCUGGAAAUAAUGGUAUGUUAAAAAAUAUUGACAAGGAUUUACUCAACCAUUUGCUGGAUCGUCUCGUUCAACGAGGUAUUUUGAAAAAAGGAAAUUAUUUGCAAUCGGAAAGAUCGAUUAAAUACGAAUCGUACAUAAAAUAUUUACCAUGUGCUUUAACUGAACAGCAACAGUUAUCAGUCCAAUUGAAAAAGCAUGAUAUCUCUUUCGAAGAAUAUCAACAAUUAUUUCGAGAAAGCGAAAUUUCACCUCCAUCAACUCGAGUAACUUCGUAUGGUAAACUCGAAUUAGAAAAACAAAAUAUGGGUUUUGGCGAUACUCAUGACGUCCAACGGCAACAAUCUUCUGCACCACAAGAUAGUGGAACACAAAAUGGACGCAAUCAAAAUACUAGCAUUUCACACAUCAUCAAUGCACUCGAUUUAUCAUCGAUUAAUGCAUUCGAUUCAUUGUCGAACAAUGGACUUGAUUUGUCAUCAGUCGAUUCUGUCAAUAAACGUCAAACAAACAAUAUGCUACCACCACAUAACAUUUCAAUGAACUCAAGUGCUUAUAAUAAUUACUUCUACCGUCCAGUAUUGCAACAUAAUGCAUCUUCAUCGACAAAUGCUAUGUCCAAUAUGAGAAAUCAAGUGAAUAGUUCAACAACUCUACCAAAUAAUAUGAGGCAAUCAGUCGAUGGUCAAACAGAGCAACAUCACGAAAACGUUUCAUCUCAUGAUGAUUCUACAAUUACUGAUAAUGAAGACUAUAUGCCAAUCGACUAUAGCAAAGCUUCGUCCAAUCAUCAACAACAGAUUAGUGUAUCUGUUGAAAACCAAUCAAUUGCUCUUGACCAUUUGUAUAGUAUAAUAACUACAACUGAUAUUGCUGCACAGUCAACUACAUCAAAUACAAAAGAAGGUCAAGAUAAACCAUUCAAUUCGCGUUCACAAAUUAUAACAUCUAAAGAGAAUUUUGACAAAGAAUUUUCAUCAAGAAUGUCAUCUCAGUUCCACCAACAAAGAUUGGAAACAGAUAAUGAAUUCGAUUUUGACCAGAAUGAUUCAGACGUCGAAAGCUAUAGUUUUUUCAAACCGUCAAUGGUGAACACAUCAACACCUAGGGAAUCAAUCGAUAAGGAUCAUUCCACUUUAAAUGUACAUGUUCCACAGCAACAAUCCAAUGAACUGGAACUACUUUCAAAUCAAAAUUCUUUGUCUUCUAAUCUUAUUCGAGAAAUUGAAUCGUUACAAAGUCCAAACUCAAAUCGUGAAAAAAUUUCCAACGAACAAUUUUUAAAUUUUUCGUCAAUGUCAUCAGCUUCAUUAUCUUCAACAUCUCAAACAAUUACAUUUGAUCCAGUUGCAGCAUUGGCAAAUCCUUCAUCGAUACCAAAGCGUAUUCUAGAUAAAUGUAAACAAUUUCUUUUAUCCAAUUCACCUGUUAUUACACGAACAUGCUGGAAUCGACGGUUUGGUGGCGAUGCCAAUUUGUGCCACCAAGCAACACAAUUAUUAUUAACAGCUGAUUUAUUGAUGGAAGGUCAAUUUAUAGCAUGUUCAACAAAAUCUUCUACUAAUUGGAUAAAAAAAUUACCAAUUGAUCCAACAAAUACAACAACAACCUUGAGUUUCCAACAAAACAAAUUAAAUAUUUUUGGAAUAACAUGGAAUCAAUAUGCUUCAUCUUUUCGACAAGUGGAAGUUGGUAAUAGUUAUUCAUCAGGCUUGAUAUCACUAGCUGCAGCAAUAAUUCUUCGUUCCAAACCAUAUCUUGAUAUUGGAUUCAUCUUGGAUGAAACAAUUAUUCUUGAAAAAAAGGAAAAAAAAACACUUGUAGCCCAUCGACAAGAUCAAACAGAACCAGCAAAUUUAAGUUUAACAUCAGUUCAAGAUAUUCAUCUGGCUUCGUUUUCAGAACAAGAAAAUUCAAAUUCAAUACAUGGAGAUUCAAUAGCAUCCAUUGUUACACAAUCUUUACCAAUUAAUGAUACAUCUAGUAUUUUAAUUCAAUCAACAUUAUUUAGUUCAGCACCUAUUGAAAUACCAUUUAAUAAUCCAAUAUCAAAUGCACCAUCAACGCCUAAACGAACAAGACGUGAAUUAAGUCCUAUGAGAACCAGAUCGAAAAGUCGACGUCUCGAUAAAUAA
Molecule: messenger RNA, 2238 nt
Organism: Rotaria socialis
Lineage: Eukaryota; Metazoa; Rotifera; Eurotatoria; Philodinida; Philodinidae
Source: the annotation of a GenBank genome assembly